AUGCGGGAGGCACGUGCGUCCAUGCUGGGGGCCGCGGAGGCGGUCUUUGCCAAGACAGGUGUCAGCCCCCGUGACGUCCAGAUCGUGGUGACUGUGUGCAGCGUCUUCACGCCCACCCCCAGCCUGGCCAGCAUGGUGGUCAACCACUUCAGGAUGACGUCAUCGGUUGUCACCUACCACCUGGGCGGGAUGGGCUGCUCUGGCGGGGCGGUGGGCAUCAACCUUAUUCACGACCUGCUGAAGCCCAACCUGGAUGAAUCGUGUCAACACGCCAGCAGCAACAGCAGCAACAGCAGCAACGGCGGCAUGCGCAGCAGCAGCAAUGAGAGCAGCGGCAGCAGCGGCAGAAGGGGCAGCGGCAGAAGCAGCGCCAGCGACAGCAGCAACUCGCUGCCGUCGAACGGCAGGAGGCGCCAAGCGGGGUCUGUUGCAACUGCGCGCGCUGCGCGCCCGGGCUGCAACGCGCUGCUCCUCUGCUGCGAGAGCAUGACCAAGGGCCUCUACACGGGCGACGACCUCAGCCGCACGGCCGCCAUGUGCGUGUUCCGCCAGGGGGGCGCGGCGGUGCUGCUGAGCAACCGGCGGGCGGCGGCGUGGCGCGCCAAGUACAGGCUGCUGCACUCUGUGAGGGCGCACAUCGGCGCGGACGAUACGGCGUACAGCGACGUCCCGAAGUCGGCGCAGAAGGCUAUCAGCAAAGCCCUGACCAGG
Molecule: messenger RNA, 711 nt
Organism: Monoraphidium neglectum
Lineage: Eukaryota; Viridiplantae; Chlorophyta; Chlorophyceae; Sphaeropleales; Selenastraceae
Product: 3-ketoacyl-CoA synthase 1
Exons: 6
Biological process (GO): fatty acid biosynthetic process
Cellular component (GO): membrane
Molecular function (GO): acyltransferase activity, transferring groups other than amino-acyl groups
Source: RefSeq, a predicted model, not a curated record